AUGUUGUCUCGCUGUGGCAGAUCCGCUGCUCGUCUGCUCCCCCUUGGGAGCUCCCGGGCUAUCGUCUCCCGGGCCUCUAUCGUGCCUUCAAUCAGAUCCGUCCCACAAUCGCGGGGAGUAUCAUCUUCUCCCGAUGCUCAGCACAAGCUGCUAUCAUCCUCCUUGAAGGACUCCGACCCCGCCGUUUACGAUAUCCUGCAGAAGGAGAAAAGACGCCAAAAGCACUUCAUCAACCUAAUUCCAUCAGAGAACUUCACCUCGCAAGCUGUUCUCGAUGCCCUCGGCAGUGUUAUGCAAAACAAGUACUCCGAAGGAUACCCCGGUGCCCGUUACUAUGGUGGAAACGAACACAUUGAUGCAUCGGAGCGCCUGUGCCAGCAGCGUGCUCUCGAGACCUACCGUCUCAACCCCGAGGAGUGGGGAGUGAACGUCCAGCCUUUGUCCGGCUCGCCCGCCAAUCUGAUGGCCUACUCCGCUGUUCUCAACACCCACGACCGCCUUAUGGGCCUGGACCUGCCUCACGGUGGUCACUUGUCCCACGGAUACCAGACCCCUACCAAGAAGAUUUCCGCCAUCUCCAAGUACUUCGAGACCCUCCCCUAUCGCCUCGAUGAGUCGACUGGCUUGAUUGACUACGAUGGACUGGAGAAAAUGGCCAAUCUGUACCGCCCCAAGCUGAUUGUUGCGGGUACCUCGGCCUACAGCCGUCUCAUUGACUACCCCCGUAUGCGCGCGAUUGCCGACUCCGUGGGCGCCUACUUGCUGGCUGAUAUGGCGCACAUCUCCGGUCUCGUGGCUGCCGAUGUGCUCCCAUCUCCCUUCCCCUACUCGGACAUUGUGACCACCACCACCCAUAAGUCCCUCCGCGGCCCCCGUGGCGCCAUGAUCUUCUACCGCAAGGGUGUGCGCAGCACCGACAAGAAGGGCAACAAGAUCAUGUACGAUCUUGAGAACCCAAUCAACGCCUCCGUCUUCCCCGGCCACCAGGGUGGCCCUCACAACCACACCAUCACCGCGCUGGCCGUGGCCCUCAAGCAGGCCCAAUCAACCGACUUCCACAACUACCAACAGACCGUUCUGACCAACGCCACAGCUCUGGCCGAGCGCCUCGGUGAUUCUACCAGCAACGGUGGACUCGGCUACAACAUCGUCUCUGGCGGCACCGACAACCACCUGGUGCUGGUUGACCUGAAGAACCGCGGCGUUGACGGCGCUCGUGUUGAGCGUGUUCUUGAGCUGUGCGGAGUUGCCAGCAACAAGAACACCGUACCUGGUGACAAGUCCGCCCUCAAGCCCGGUGGUCUGCGUCUUGGCACCCCCGCCAUGACAUCGCGUGGCUUCCAGCCCGAGGACUUCCGUCGCGUGGCUGACAUUGUCGACCGCGCUGUCAUUAUCACCCAAAAGUUGGACAAGGUUGCUCGUGAGCACGCUCAGUCCAAGGGUGUCAAGAACCCCGGCACAGUCAAGGCUUUCCUGGAGUACCUGGGUGAGGGUGAGGAGAUCUCUGAGAUUGUUCUCCUGCGCCAAGAGGUCGAGGACUGGGUCGGCACAUUUAGCUUACCCUGGUCUGAGGACCAGUAG
Messenger RNA from Penicillium antarcticum, 1581 nucleotides. RefSeq names its product serine hydroxymethyltransferase. Gene Ontology annotation, biological process: tetrahydrofolate interconversion; L-serine catabolic process; folic acid metabolic process. Gene Ontology annotation, cellular component: cytoplasm. The transcript has 5 exons. NCBI's taxonomy places the organism in Eukaryota, Fungi, Ascomycota, Eurotiomycetes, Eurotiales, Aspergillaceae. The record is from RefSeq and is a predicted model, not a curated record. Gene Ontology annotation, molecular function: pyridoxal phosphate binding; zinc ion binding; glycine hydroxymethyltransferase activity. The coding region runs from base 1 to 1581 and encodes 526 amino acids.